Gigantopelta aegis is the source of this 718-nucleotide messenger RNA. RefSeq names its product sialin-like. The coding region runs from base 160 to 699 and encodes 179 amino acids. The record is from RefSeq and is a predicted model, not a curated record. Gene Ontology annotation, molecular function: transmembrane transporter activity. Lineage: Eukaryota; Metazoa; Mollusca; Gastropoda; Neomphalida; Peltospiridae. Gene Ontology annotation, biological process: monoatomic anion transport; transmembrane transport. The transcript has 4 exons.
UUCAGUUGAUUUAGUAGGCUAUGUUUUAUUGGAAUGAUUGUGAAACCACAAACAGGACGGCAAAAUUAUUUCCACUCGAACAGAUGAUGAAGUGGAUUGUCUUAUUGAGAGAAUAUCCGACACUGACAGUGUUGAGAAAGCUGAGAAACUCUAUUCAUUAUGAUAGUAUCAUACCGGGCCCAUAUCUCUCGGGGAACUUCGUUUCUUGUGUCUUAUCCUGGGAUACAGAAGCGACAUGUCUUGACUAUCUGGGAUUUCCUUGGUUUCUUCAACGUCUACUGUCUGCGGGUCAAUCUCAGUGUGGCCCUUGUUGCCAUGGUGAAUAACACAGACUCACCAAAGAAUGACUCUCAAAAUACUGAAUGUGUUGGACCUAAUGAUACGACAACAAAACACUUGUCGGGAGAGUUCCCCUGGAACGAGGAGACUCAAGGCUGGGUUCUUGGCGCCUUCUUCUACGGUUACAUCAUCACACAGAUCCCAGGUGGCUAUCUGGCAGUCACAUUUGGGGCAAAACGUCUCUUCGCCUACGGAAUUCUCUGUAUGUCAGUCUUAACACUUCUGACACCAGUGGCAGCCAGACUUCACCUUGGUGUAUUGAUAGCACUGAGAGUUGUGGAGGGAUUGGGAGAGGGAGUAACAUUUGCGUGCAUGCAAUGUGGGGUAACUGGGCCCCUGUGUGGGGACGAAGCAAAUUAACAGGUUUUGCUUAUGCAGG